ACGCCGCCUGUACGCGAAAAUAUAUACACCAUACCAAACUUGUUGACAGUUUCUCGGAUACUUUCAUGCCCUGUCCUCGGUUGGUCCAUACUGCAUGACGAUUUCUUCCUCGCUACCGGGUUGCUGGUAUAUGCUGGGUUGUCUGACUUAGCCGAUGGGUAUCUGGCAAGACGCUUCGGCAUGCAUUCAGUUCUUGGGACCAUCCUUGACCCUGCUGCGGACAAAACUCUCAUGACCACCCUCACGGUGACGUUGGCUAUGAAGGGGUUGCUUCCCGUCUCGCUAGCCUCAAUAAUUAUUGGGCGUGACGUGUUGCUCAGUCUUUCUGCCUUUUACAUCCGUUAUACCUCACUACCCGCGCCAAAAACCUUCGCUCGAUAUUGGGACUUUUCUAUACCAUCUGCUGAAGUACGGCCUACCACAAUCAGCAAGUACAAUACCUUUGCUCAACUCGCGUUGAUGUGCGGUACAACCGUCACCCCCAUCCUGCCCGCACACUAUAGCCUGUUUGUACCCGAAAUGCAAAUUUUGGUGGCUGUGACAACGGUUUGGAGUGGGUUGUCCUACGUCUUUUCCAAAGAUGCUGUGCGAAUAGUCUCGGAG
Messenger RNA from Suillus paluster, 603 nucleotides. Its product is annotated as CDP-alcohol phosphatidyltransferase-domain-containing protein. Gene Ontology annotation, molecular function: cardiolipin synthase activity; CDP-diacylglycerol-glycerol-3-phosphate 3-phosphatidyltransferase activity. The record is from RefSeq and is a predicted model, not a curated record. Gene Ontology annotation, biological process: cardiolipin biosynthetic process. The annotation marks the transcript as partial. Gene Ontology annotation, cellular component: mitochondrion; membrane. The transcript has 6 exons. Lineage: Eukaryota; Fungi; Basidiomycota; Agaricomycetes; Boletales; Suillaceae.